Triticum aestivum (bread wheat) is the source of this 930-nucleotide messenger RNA. Its product is annotated as tubulin-folding cofactor A. The transcript has 4 exons. NCBI's taxonomy places the organism in Eukaryota, Viridiplantae, Streptophyta, Magnoliopsida, Poales, Poaceae. Gene Ontology annotation, molecular function: beta-tubulin binding. Gene Ontology annotation, biological process: tubulin complex assembly; post-chaperonin tubulin folding pathway. The record is from RefSeq and is a predicted model, not a curated record. Bases 196 to 540 code for a protein of 114 amino acids. Gene Ontology annotation, cellular component: microtubule cytoskeleton; cytosol.
AUUUCCCUCCCCCCCGCAGCCCAUUUCCCCCCGACCAAGCCGCCGCCGCCAUCUCCGGCCACCCCGCCUCUCCCCUCCCCCUCCCCCUCCCCGGCCUCGCCGCCGCCGACCCAUACCGGAACAGGAGGGCCGCCACCGCCGUCAAGCCUCCCUGCCAGCCGCCUCUCCGUCGGCCACGCUGCAACCAGAGCAAGAAUGGCGACCCUGAGGAACCUGAAGAUCAAGACGUCGACGUGCAAGAGGAUCGUCAAGGAGCUGCGCUCCUACGAGAAGGAGGUGGAGAAGGAGGCCGCCAAGACCGCCGACAUGAAGGAGAAGGGCGCCGACCCCUAUGAUCUCAAGCAGCAGGAAAAUGUUUUAGCUGAGUCAAGAAUGAUGGUCCCAGACUGCCACAAGCGGCUUGAAGCUGCACUGACAGACUUGAAAGCAACUCUGGCUGAGUUGAAGGAGUCAAAUGAACAAGGCACUGAGAUUGGUGAGGCUGAGGCUACAAUCACUGAAGUUGAAGCUGUCUACACGCCAACAGAAGCUGAAGAUUAAGCUCGCAACUUCCUUUUCGCUGAAAUGUCAGUAUGCAUCAUCAGACUUGCUCUUGUCGACAAGUUAGUCCCAUUUCAUAUGACGUUGACGCGGAAGCUUGUAUGUAUCACGACUCAUGAUCUGUCUCGAGAUGUGCAACUGGUAAUAUCACGGACGCAGCUCCUCUGACGUGCUGUCAGCCCACUGACAUGUGGGCCCGGCCCCACGCGUCAGUGAGCCAACGGCAGGGUGCAGUACGGCAGAGGAGCCCUAAUAUCACUGUACUGGAACAUGGUUAGGUGUUUAUGGUGUGCUGGAAAUGCUGCAUGUUGUUGGCAUUGUUCCAUUUGAGUCUCGGAUGAUGUCGCUUGUUGCUUAUUUGUUUUCAGUUAGUGGGGUCAUAAUCUUUCA